Molecule: messenger RNA, 1788 nt
Organism: Giardia duodenalis
Lineage: Eukaryota; Fornicata; Diplomonadida; Hexamitidae
Product: Helicase-related protein
Exons: 1
Coding region: 1-1788 (595 amino acids)
Biological process (GO): transcription initiation at RNA polymerase II promoter; nucleotide-excision repair
Cellular component (GO): transcription preinitiation complex; transcription factor TFIIH holo complex; nucleotide-excision repair factor 3 complex
Molecular function (GO): hydrolase activity; 3'-5' DNA helicase activity; ATP binding
Source: RefSeq, a predicted model, not a curated record
AUGAAAAGUAUAAACCUUGAUGAUAUCAAGGAUUUACUGAAGAAGGCGCCUGCCGAAAGACUAAUUUUGUUUUUCAAGCGCCAGUCAGAGUGGGCCGACUCGAGGGCCCCGCCACCACUUAAGCGUGACACACCUCAAUGCCAGGUAGAUCCAUCCACAAGUUUAGAACUGGUCAAGGCUGCCCUUCCGCAUUACAGAGCUGCCAUGCGCGAACUUGGCAUUGAUGAAGUCGAUAUUAUGGCAUACCUAGCUCGCUAUGACGGAGCGUCUUCUAUACCUCCGAUGGAAGAAGUGCUAGAAGGCUUCUACAACGAAAACAGAUUGAUCCGCUCCGAAUACAAGCCACUGGAUUUACAAGCAAUAACGCCCGUGGAUGCUCUUUUUCAAUGUUAUAACGGCUUGCCCACACCGAACGGACUCCAGAGAGCUAUUUUAUCGCAUAUAGUAGAUAACAUCUCUACACGCGUGCGACAUGGAUACCCUCUCAAGGGGUUGAUUGUGCUGGCUACGGGACUGGGUAAAACGUACCUAUCUAUAUUUCUGCUCGAUAGAUUCCUUUGCAGUAUAUACGGUUCAUUUCGUCACUUUCUAACCACAGAGCAGGGUGUUGUGCUAUUUGUGGUUAACAGCACCGUUAUCAAAGACCAAGCGUUUAUGAGAUACAAGGCAUACUUCUCACGACUUGCGGACCCCGGUACAGACGUGGAGAGCCUGUUCCUAAAGAUAGAGCCAGGUACCGAUAGUGUCAGACUGGAGCAGGCUCUGCUCCGUGCAAGGCUUGUUUUUGUCUUGUUCCAAUCCUUGCACACCCUGCAAAAGUAUCCACAUAUAUUCAAUAGGAUUUACUACAUAAUUGUGGACGAAGUCCAUCACAUAAUAGCGCCUAAGUAUUGCAGUAGCAUUUCUCUGCUGACCAGCCACCCGAAGCUUCGACUCCUAGUGGGCCUAACUGCUACUCUGGUGCACAGAGACGAUCCUACGGCAGAUAGAAUAAAGCAGAUCUUUGACAACAAUCUUUUUGUAGACUUGCCGUGGACAACUGCCAAGAGUCUACAAUUCUUCCCACAGGUCGAAUAUUAUGAGUAUGGACACGGAUCAUAUCAGACUCUGGUUGCUGGCCUGAGGAACAAAACGGCUUCAGUUCAGAACUUCCUCACUGCUAUACGUAAGAGUUUAGAGCGUGGUGUCACUACAGCGGGAGAGGCUGUUGUUGAUGAUAUAAUUCGUUUCAUCGCUCAUAAAAAGUGCAAACGAUCUAUUAUAUUUUUCGGAUCAAUAACAGACCUAAAUAGCUUCUACUCACUUUCUAAGAACGCUACAGACAAGCUGUGCAGACAAAGCGAGCAAGGGGAUAUUGAGUUCUUCCCAAUACACUACCAGAUCAAAAAGCAGGUGCUUGCAGAUAGAUUUGCUCGCUUCUGUUCACCGCCAUCUGAAACAGACAGGUUUGUGCUGCUCACAGUUGGCAUGGCAACAGAAGGCUUUGACUUCCAGUUCAUAGACAUGGUUGUUAUGCUCCGGAGAACAGAGUCUGAAAGGAUCUUUGUUCAGCAACUCGGGCGUGGUCUGCGGAAGUACCCUGGAAAGGACGUCGUGUACGUGCUGGACUAUGUGUACGGUCUGCGUAACCGAUGGGCUCGCUGUGCCGCUGCCGCCACUGCAGACCUCGAUGCCUUGCGGGAGGACAUUCUGUCCUUUUGGCCGGUGACAACACUGGCACCCCCGUAUCUUCCCCUUCAAGGGGUGCACACCUCCCAAGACACCGACUCCAUUAGCGUACUGGAUUGA